Molecule: messenger RNA, 1769 nt
Organism: Punica granatum (pomegranate)
Lineage: Eukaryota; Viridiplantae; Streptophyta; Magnoliopsida; Myrtales; Lythraceae
Source: RefSeq, a predicted model, not a curated record
ACUUUCAGUCACUGGACUGCUCCUUCAGCUGGAAUUCAAUCAAACAAAAAGACAUAGGGAGCCUGAGGAGAUGCAUUUGAGCGAGAACGAGGGAAUAGAGGGCGGCACCUUCGUGGUGACCGGCGGGCUGGGGUUCGUCGGCGCCGCCCUCUGCAAGGAGCUGGUCCGCCGAGGUGCCCGUGAGGUCCGCUCCCUCGAUUUGCGUUCCACCUCUCCCUGGUCCCAUGAUCUCCUCAGCAUCGGCGUUCGAUUCUUCCAAGGGGAUAUCUCCCGCAGGGCUGAUGUGGAGAAAGCACUGCGUGGAGCAGACUGUGUCUUCCACCUGGCGUCAUAUGGCAUGUCAGGGAAGGAGAUGUUGCAGUUUGGGCGCGUCGAUGAGGUGAACAUAAAUGGGACCUGCCAUGUCUUGGAAGCCUGUCUUGAGAUUGGGGUGGGGAGGCUCAUAUAUGUGAGCACGUAUAAUGUCGUGUUUGGAGGAAAAGAGAUUGUGAAUGGGAACGAAAGUUUGCCCUAUUUUCCUAUUGAUGAUCAUGUUGACCCAUAUGGCCAUAGCAAGUCAAUCGCGGAACAGUUGGUUUUGAAGAGUAAUGGCCGUCCUCUCAAGAAGAAUGGCAAACGUCUUUACACUUGUGCAGUGCGUCCCGCUGCUAUAUAUGGUCCUGGCGAAGAGCGCCAUUUGCCAAGGAUAGUAUCACUGGCGAAGUUGGGUCUCCUGCCUUUUAAAGUUGGUGAACCACGUGUGAAAACAGACUGGAUCUAUAUUGAUAACCUCAUUCUUGCAAUUAUACUAGCUAGUAUGGGACUUUUGGAUGAUAUUCCUGGGCAUGAAGGACACCCUGUAGCCGCUGGGCAGCCUUACUUUGUAUCAGAUGGCUUGCCAGUCAAUUCUUUUGAAUUUCUACAGCCUCUUCUUAGAAGUCUAGACUAUGACAUGCCCAAAUCUUCACUAUCAGUCCAGCGUGCUCUUUUUCUCGCGAGAGUUUUUUGGGCACUCUACACAAUGUUGUAUCCGUGGCUGAACAGGAAAUGGCUCCCUCAUCCGUUUAUCCUACCGGCUGAAGUGUACAAGGUUGGAGUGACCCAUUACUUCUCUUUCCUUAAGGCUAAGGAGGAGCUUGGGUAUGUCCCCAUGGUGACUCCUCGGGAGGGAAUGGCUGCGACGAUCUCAUACUGGCAGGAUAGGCAGAGGAAGUCCCUCGACGGGCCCACCAUAUAUGCAUGGUUAUUUUGUGUGAUCGGGAUGCUGGCCAUCAUGACUGCUGCCUUCCUUCCCGGGAUCGGACCCAUAGGAUUCCUCAAAAGUCUCUCUCUCUUCCUUUUCAGGUCCAUGUGGAUGACAAGGUUCGUGUGUAUUCUCGCUGUGGCAGCUCAUCUUGGUGAGGGCAUAUAUGCCUGGAAGCUUGCUAGGAGAGUGGACCCAGCCAACUCAAAAGGGUGGUUCUGGCAAACUAUUGUUCUCGGAAUCUUCUCUUUGCGGCUUCUGUUGAAGAGAGCUAAGAAGUGAGUUUUGGAUGCCAUGGUUUUAGUUCACGAUGGUAAGUCGGUGUUGGGCAUUUAGCUGAGGGAAAGGAAUUGAUGUAAUGUAAUUGUAAGAUCUGAUAAGAGGCUCCACAACUCAGGAGAGCAAAUGGGUUUAUCUCUUGGCUCUUUAGGUCUUUUCAUAAUUAUGUAUCUAUCGAAUAAAUCUGUCCCCUCCUGUAACUGUGGUUUAAUUGGACGGAAUACUAUGUGAUGUGGGUUAUCAGGAUUCGGCCGGUGAGUUGGUUGUA